AUGGCCAUCUCUUCCCUCCUUCGUCGAGGAGUGGAAGCUGCUGUGGACUACCAGUCCAAGCAGCCCUCCCAGAGCCAGCCAACCAUCCAUUUGGCGGGGUGGUUGUCGGCUUUCUUCAUCUUCACCGUCCUCGCUUUCAUUGCCAUUCUUCUUUCGGUCGAGUACACUUACGGACAGCUGGUUCCUACCCUCGCUAUCGUGGAAGAUACGAACCCUGAUAUCUACGUCCGCAUCGAUACCGACUUCGACCCGAACAAGCCCGUCGAUGCGACCGAGCCUGAAAUCGAGACCCGCCCGCAGCCCAUCACCAACAAGUUAUGCACCACUAUCCGCCAUCUUCGCGCCCGGGCCGGUCCCUGGUCCCGUUUCCGCGGGCUGAGCAUGUACUUGGCCUACUGCUUUGCUCAGUCGGCUGUAUACUCCCUGGUGCCCUUUUCUGCUGCAGCAUUCCUUUCUCAUUACAUCAUGUACGUUCUCAGCGGCGUGCUUGUGGCCAACCUCCAGCUCGCGUGGGUUCACAUUGUCAUCUCGGAGCCCUCUCCGAAGCGCUUCUACCAGCGCAUCGGGGGCUUCCAGACUUGGAAGCGGAUCGCUCCCGUUGCGGCAUUCGAGCAUGCUGUCACCGGCGCCGGCCUGUACGCUCCCCUUUUCCUUAUCGAGGCCUUCGGCGGCUUUGACGGACUCAAGGACUUGGACUCCUUCACCCCUUCCGAUCCUUCUUUCACCAAGGCUAUCUGGACCAUCUAUGGUCUCCUCCUUGUGCCCACCGUGGUGUCAUUUGUGGCCUCCAUUCCUGCGCGGGCUAUCUUCCUUCGCGUGGCUGCUUCCAUGCUUCCUGAAGAGGAUGAGGCUAUUGUGCCUUUCGACCGCUCCUACGGCGGCAAGGUGCAGCCUGCCAUCCUGGGUGGCAGUGGUAAGCUCAGCAUCUCCGAUGCUUGGAAGACCCUCGAUCGCGCUGCACUGACCCGCUUCGUGAAGUCGAUGUGCAAGGCGGUCGCUAUUGAGGCCGGCGUGACUAUGUUCUUCACGCUGCUACUUACCGGCCAGAUCCUCGCCGGCGCUCUGCAGCAGAUGCAAUCGGACAAGGACAUCCCCGGCAUCAGCUGUGGAUUGGUCGACAACAACGUCUUCGAGUGGGAGGUGAUGCUCAUGAUCUCCGAUGAUGUCAAGCUCUACGGCGGUGGUUUCUUCCGCGCCCGGCUCUCCUUCCCCCCGGAUUACCCUCACAUGCCGCCGAAGAUGAAGUUCGAGACUCCUCUCUUCCACCCGAACAUCUACCCCAACGGUGACGUCUGCAUCUCCAUCCUCCACCCCCCGGAGGAGGACAAAUACGGCUACGAAUCCGCCGCCGAGCGCUGGUCCCCCGUGCAGACCCCCGAGACGAUCCUGCUCUCCGUCAUCUCCAUGCUGUCCAGCCCUAACGACGAGAGCCCCGCCAACGUCGAGGCGGCGCGGCUAUGGCGCGAGAACCCCCAGGAGUUCAAGAAGCGGGUGCGCAAGUGCGUGCGCGACAGCUUGGGCGAGGAGUAA
Molecule: messenger RNA, 1530 nt
Organism: Aspergillus brunneoviolaceus CBS 621.78
Lineage: Eukaryota; Fungi; Ascomycota; Eurotiomycetes; Eurotiales; Aspergillaceae
Exons: 5
Coding region: 1-1530 (509 amino acids)
Cellular component (GO): cytosol; endoplasmic reticulum
Source: RefSeq, a predicted model, not a curated record